GGCAAGGUCGAAUGGGAGAGAAGAGCGCAAUACAACACAAGGAGAGCAGCAACGCACUGAUAUGAGAGCAACAGCAGACGCAAUCGCUUUUGUCGCUGUCUGACCCACCCUCUUGCUGAGACCAACGACAGGAUGGCAGCAGCACCCGUCUUCAACGCGUGGCGCAGUCCAAUCGGCUGGGCGAUGGCGGUCAUCUUCUGCGAAGCCCUUCCUAUUUCAUUCAUGGUGCGGCUCACACUCCUGCUGCAGCUGAGCUGCAUCUGUGAAUCACUGACUCACCCACCCGACGUGUGUCAUGUCGUGACUGAUCUGCUCGUGUGUUGUGUGCAGGAGUCUACGUUCGUCGAGCUGCUGUCGGCCACAUGGAAGGAGAAGUUCUACGAGAAUGUCUUGUCCAUCGACAUAUGGGUAGGUAAGGUGUCGAUACCAUACCUCUCUGUCCAUACUGCCAGGACAUGCAUGUUGUCCAUCCAUCCGCAGGUGUCCAUCGUGGCCAUACUGCCGGGCGCCGUCUGCGGAUACCUCUCUCACGCAGAACGACUCGGUCAGUCAGUCAGUCAGGCAGGCAGCCACCCCCCAACAACCGUGACGUGGCACAACGCACAGUGUGGUGCAGUGCACCAUUGCAUGACCAUACCAUGUAUGUGUCUGGCUGUCUGUCUGUGUUGCAGGUCGGCGUCACGUCUUGAUGUAUCUGUGUCUGGCUGCGUCCAUCCCGUGGCUCAUCCUGGUUGUGUUCGAGUCGGUGAACGGCUUCUACUGGGCCUCCCUGGUAGUGGGCAUUUUCGGAGGGAGGAGGAUCGCACUCACCAUACCCGUCAUAUCAGGUAACCACCGCACACGCCGCAGGAAGGGAUCCAGACACGGACGGACACAGAUGUGACUGACCAGUGUUCCUAUGUGUGUGCACUGCAGCAUGGAUCACGGAGUGGGCGCCAGACUCCCACAAGACGCAGCUCUUCGCCCUGGCCUUCAGCAGCGUGGGCAUCGCCAACGUGGCGGGCAAUGUUCUCUCCCACCUGCACAUCAAGUACCUGGGCAUCUCACCUGCAACCAUCCUCCGCAUCGGCCUCGCACUCGAAACCCUCCGACUCUUCGUCCUGCUCGGCUUCCCCGAAAGGCCAAAAUGCCGCUGGAUGACCAACAACAGCAGCAGCAACGGCGGGGACAGAGAGAACAGCAGUGCCGGCGCCUUGCCGCCCUACAAGCUGACAAUCGGCCCUGAUGAUGAAGUCAUCAUACGCGGUGUGUCGGCCGACAAGAGUGUGGGCCGGGCGAGGUCGAGCCACGACCACGACCAGGAGGAGAUCCACAAGAUCGUGUCAAGGCCGACCGUCAGCAACGUGCUGGCGUCGGCGGGGGGAUGGGAGGAGGGCAAGGGCGGCCGACUGGCCUUCAUCCUCCGCAGCCAGUUCCGGGAUAUCAGUGUGGCCUUCAAGACGCUCUUUCUGGACUACCGUCUGGAGCUGCUGAUAUCGGUGCUCAUAUACGGCAUCAACACGUCCACAGGGCAGUCCUUCCUGCCCUUCCUCAAGAUGCACCUCGGGCUGACGGCCAGCGAGCUGUCCUUCAUCGCCACCAUCCGGUCCUUCUCCACCCUCUCCCUGCAAGUGGUGCUCCUCCCCAUCGCCCUCGGGCGGGGAGUUGACCCUCUCACCAUGCUGCUCGUCUCGACCCUGUGUAAGCCACCAGCCAUGAUGGAUGGAUGAUCCAUCCCAUCGAUGCGAUACAUUCGUUCGUUGGUUCACCCCGUUUCAGGUACCACUGUUGCGCUGUCGUGUUACUCGCGUGCUACGACCAUAUCGGGCAUCUACACUGGACUGGCCUUCGCAGGCAGGGCAAUGCAACAGAGGCACGCUGCGAAUGAGCCUGAUGUGUUCGUUCAUUCACCCCGCGUGUAUGUGUAUGUGUGCAGGUUUCCAGUGGAUGACGUUCCCCCUGCUGCAGGGGCUGGUGGCUAAGUGCAAGGCAAGCAAACAGAACAGCACACUCGGGCGGUCACUCACUCACUCAUCUCAAGGUAUGGAUGUUGUCCCUUGCUGCAGGUCCACAGUGUUGACGACGUCACACGAUCGAAAUCGACCGCCUGCCCGUCCACCAAUCGCACCGCAGAGUCCGAUGACAACAAUAUCGCUUCACCACCGCCUGAGUGAGCAUCCGACCCGAUGCACUCGCUCACAUGCUCACCACACCUGACGUGCAUGGACAUGUGUGUGAUGUGAUCAGGAUGGACCAAGGAUCGAUUCUGGGCGGCUUCGCUGGCGUAUGCACUCUGGCCAAGUCCGUCAUCCCCCUGCUCACCUCUGUCCUCUUCUCCCAUUACCGAUCCCUCCCGCCACCCUUUGCCUUCGCGCAAGUGGGCUUCAUGGCGCUGACUUUCUUGAUGGGGAUCGUUGUCCUGCUGGUCAUGGUCCUCAUCGUCAAGAAGUCUCGCCAGAGGGGCUUACCCAUGUAUAAGAAGCCCGUGUGAGUGUGAGUGAGUGAGUGGAACGAUCGCUGUUGGUUGUGUUGUACAGAGAGGUGAGGCGUGUAACGUUCUGUUUAGCAGCACGUAUGCAUGGGUACAGGGGAGGCUGGGCAGGGCAGUGGAAGAGAGAGAGGAGAUGGAUGUGAAUAGCUUCAUACAUACAACACAGCGAGCGGGGAGAUGGAGCCUCGGUGAGUGAGUGAUGAUCGAUCGCAUCAAGCAAGCGUGUCGUGUGUCUGUUUUUGGCGUGUGAAGAGUGCAUGUCAGUCAGUUGAGC
This is a messenger RNA of Vitrella brassicaformis, 2744 nucleotides long. Lineage: Eukaryota; Vitrellaceae. The record is from the annotation of a GenBank genome assembly.